AUGCCACCUUUACUCAACCUCUUCGCCGCCCGAACGGCCGUCCCAGCGCUGCGCGUCUCCGCCGCCGCUCCCCGAAGCUGCCUCUCGGCCACGGCAUCAAAAUCACACUCCGCACUUUCACAGCGACGAUGGAACUCGUCAGGGUCGGAUGGGAAGAACGUCAAGGAGGCUGAGGAGGCGCAGCGCGCUGCUACGUCGAUGCCGCAUGUUAGCGAGGAGGCUGCGGAGGUGAGCCGGAUUAUGGACAAGGAGAAGAGGUGUGAUGGGGUUCCUUCGACGCCGGAGUUGCAGCAGGGGACGAUGGUUUCUGAGAUCCUCUCCCGCGACAAGGAAGCCGCAAAGCACGCACCCAAGGUAUUCCAGGAUCAGAUCAAAAAGGCACAGUCAGGUUCUCGAUCUUUCUCAACCUCCGCACGGAGGGGACAGCUCGAGGAGCCGAAGCCGAGUGGUGGUGAUGGCAAUGCCAACGCGAACGACGCCGCCCAGGCCGCCAUGGUCCAGAGCAUGAUCGCCCAAGUCACCGAACAAGCACAGGCCGCGCAGCAGGAAUUGGCUCCGGGCCUCAAAUUUCCUGCGCCAGAGACUCUGCCCAGAACAGAGAACUACCGCUCGCGGUACGAGCCGCUGCUCGAGCAGUUCACCAAGAUGAUGAUGCGGGAUGGGAAGUUGGGGAUUGCUGAGAAGAACAUGGGCUACAUCCUCGACCACCUCCGCUCCUCCCCCCCACCAAACCUCAACCCUCGCCGCCCCCUCCUCCCCGGCGGCCCGCCCGACCCUCAACUCCCCCUCAACCCCGUCAAAUAUCUCACACUGAUCAUUGACUCCGUGGCCCCGAUCAUCAAAAACAAGCCGAUGAAGGGCUUCUCCGGAGGAGGCGCCAGUGUGCCGAUUCCCAUCCCGCUCGCGGAGCGCCAACGCCGCCGCGCCGCAAUCAAGUGGAUCAUCGACGCCUCGGAUAAGCGGCGCGACACAAAGUUCGCGCAGCGCGUUGCGAAUGAGCUUGUUGCUGUUGCGGAAGGGAGGAGUGGCGUUUGGGAUCGGAGGGAUCUUGUGUAUAAGGUUGGUAUUCAGGGCCGAGCGCUUGUUGGGGCGAAGCCCAGGACUCGGUCGAGGAUUUAG
Molecule: messenger RNA, 1119 nt
Organism: Aspergillus calidoustus
Lineage: Eukaryota; Fungi; Ascomycota; Eurotiomycetes; Eurotiales; Aspergillaceae
Source: the annotation of a GenBank genome assembly